GUUGAAAUUUUUGAAAAAAGGCUGUUUCUUUAAUCUUCUUCCCUGAUUCCUCUCUUUCCUUUUACUCUUUCUUUUUAUAUAAUUUACAUUCUUCCAAAUUCUCUCUUCCCCUUUCAUUCUCUCCGCCGUUAUCGCCACCGCGAAAGGCAGAGGAUUACAGAGAUGCAGUCAGGUUUCACCGGCGGUGGACCACCGGAUUUCUAUACUUCCGGCAGAUCCAUGGCGAAUCCUUCUCAUCCUAAUCCUUACCGAUCCCAGCUCUCCGGUGGGGCUUUCGUAGAUCCGACUAUCCCUCAGAUCGCUCGCCAAAUACCCUCUUCUUUGCUCGGUAAACGGAAUCUCUCCGAUCUUCACUCUCUUAAUCAAUAUACCCACCAUAAUCUUCCGGUCAAUAAUCUCUUCCUCCGCUCUGUUAAGCCCAGAGCCGGAUUCAGUCACCCGAUUUCUCCUCUUUCCAAUUUCGAUUUGUACUCCACUAUGUCUCUGCCGUCGUCGGAGGUUCAGACCCACCGUCUUUAUGGGUCGUCCUCUGCGGCGGUUCUUCAGCAGCUCCGUCAACAGCCCAACUCUUCGGCGGUGACGCUCAGGGAUUUGCAGAAUCUGGACUCGGAGAAGAAGAAGAUGAUGAAUCACCGCCUUCAGGAGUUGGAGAAACAGCUUCUUGAAGAUAACGACGACGAUGAUGGAAGUGAUGCGGCGUCUGUGAUUACGAGUUCGACUAGCGCUUGGUGUGAGACGAUGUAUAAUCUAAUUAGUCCGACGGCGCCGCCGAAUCAGAAGCCGGUUUCCACUUCGCCGACUACCUCUGCUUCGUCUUCUUGUUCUUCGUCUACGUCGUCCUCUGUAGCUUCUCCGUCCUCUGAUUCUUGGAAACAGUCUGUAAUCGAGGCUGCGGCGGCGAUUUCUGAGGGGAAAUUGGAUGUUGUGGAUGAGAUUCUUGCGCCGGUGGUUAAGAUUUCGAAUGCGAGAGGUAGUUCUGUGCAGAGAUUGGCAGAGUAUAUGGUUUUCGCUCUGAAAUCGCGGGUUAAUCCAGCGGAAUUUCCGCCUCCGGUGGCGGAGAUUUUUGGCGACGAGCACUCGGCGGCGACUCAGUCGCUUUACGAUGUUUCUCCUUGCUUUAAGCUUGCUUUCAUGGCGGCGAAUCUCGCGAUUCUUGAGGCGAUUGAGGAAGAGGAUCGGAAAUUACACAUUGUGGAUUUCGAUAUCGGGAAGGGAGGUCAGUAUAUGAAUCUAAUCCACCUUCUCUCCGGUCGUCAGAAAGGGAAGGUCGUUGUGAAAUUGACGGCGGUUGUGGCGGAGAACGGCAGAGACGAGAGGUUGAAACACGUCGGCGAGUCACUGAGUCAACUAGCAAAAGAACUCGGCGUCGGGUUCAAAUUCAACAUGGUAAAACAAGAACCAUCGGAGCUGACGCGCGAGUCACUCGGGUGCGAUGCAGAUGAAUCACUAGCAGUGAAUUUCGCAUUCAAGUUAUACCAGAUGCCGGACGAGAGCGUGUCAACGGAGAAUCCCCGGGACGAGCUUCUCCGGCGCGUGAAGGCGUUGGCACCCGCCGUCGUGACGGUAAUGGAGCAAGAAUUAAACACGAACACCGCCCCGUUUGCAGCGCGCGUGAGCGAGUCAUGCAUCUACUACGGCUCGCUGUUUGACUCGAUCGACUCAACCGUGUGGUGCGACCACCCGGACCGGGUCAAGGUGGAGGAAGGGCUCGGGCGGAAGCUUGCGAAUUCGCUGGCUUGCGAAGGUAGAGAGCGCGUGGAAAGAUGCGAGGUUUCAGGGAAGUGGCGGGCCAGAAUGGGGAUGGCCGGGUUCGAGUCUAGGCGGAUGAGUGAAAUGGUAGCCGAGUCGAUGAAAACCCGGCUGAGUUCAGGGUACCGAGUCAACCCGGGGUUCACCGUUAAAGAAGAAAACGGAGGGAUUUGCUUCGGUUGGAUGGGUCGGACGCUCACCGUCACAACCGCAUGGCGUUAGUUAACAACAUCACUCAUUGCUAUGUUUUUUGUUUUUGUUUUUUUUUUUUUCCUUUUCUUAAUAUUACCUAAUUUUCUAAGGUAUCAAUAUUAAUAUUAAUAUUAACAUUUUCCCAAGAAAA
Cucurbita moschata (crookneck pumpkin) is the source of this 2092-nucleotide messenger RNA. RefSeq names its product scarecrow-like protein 8. The transcript has a single exon. Gene Ontology annotation, molecular function: sequence-specific DNA binding; DNA-binding transcription factor activity. Gene Ontology annotation, cellular component: nucleus. Lineage: Eukaryota; Viridiplantae; Streptophyta; Magnoliopsida; Cucurbitales; Cucurbitaceae. Bases 163 to 1971 code for a protein of 602 amino acids. The record is from RefSeq and is a predicted model, not a curated record. Gene Ontology annotation, biological process: regulation of DNA-templated transcription.